Molecule: messenger RNA, 526 nt
Organism: Williopsis jadinii
Lineage: Eukaryota; Fungi; Ascomycota; Saccharomycetes; Phaffomycetales; Wickerhamomycetaceae
Gene: GON7
Product: chromatin DNA-binding EKC/KEOPS complex subunit GON7
Exons: 1
Coding region: 109-441 (110 amino acids)
Source: RefSeq, a predicted model, not a curated record
CGCGGAAAGAGAGACGGAGCCAGGCAGGGAGCCAGGCAGAGAAAGAGAGAGAGAGCCAGGCAGAGAAAGAAACAGAGAGCCAGCAACACAGACUCGAUUAGCGCAGCCAUGCCACCAUCUGCUGUUUACAAGACAAACGGACUGCAACACGAGUUCACGACGGAUGUUCCACGAGACGAAUUGACGACCGAGGGUAAAACCACCGGCCCCUCCGAGUUUGUGAUGUCCAAGGGAGCCACGGACAGGGACAAGCCCUCAGAGGCCAAGGACAGUGCGAUGGGCCUGCUGAGGUGCCAGGUUACGAGACUACAAGACGAUAUCAACGAGUUCCUGACGAGGAGAAUGCAACAGGAGGCGUCCAACAAGGGUGACGGCAGCAGUAAAGAACAGGAAGCCGAGGAGCUGGAGAAGCAGCUGCUGGAUGGAGCCGAUGAGGACUGAGACGGAGUUGAUCCAGCACCACGGGGAGACGACACACGCCAAAGUUAUGCUAGAAGUCAACAACAACACAUCCACAGAAUACCAC